AUAAAAUAAUACUGUUUUAUAGAAAAAUAUUGUUACACCAAAUUCAUUCAAAAUGAUUUUGCAAUAUUUUAGAAUGUUGUAAACAUUUUUUAAAAAUUACAAACUAUUGAGCAAAAUCAUAGAAAAAAUGAGUUUGCUUUCUCAUAAAGUAAGGAUUGUGUUGGUGAAAAUUUUCGAUAGUAAUUUUUUGACAUAUUUCCAUGUAGUUUGACCUGAGGAGUCCAAAAAACGUUUUUAAAAAAUUUAGGCUAGUCGGUGAGUACAAAAAGUGCACACAGCAAAGUCAAAGUGGUUUCUGAUAAUUUAUUAAGGACUUCACAUAAGAGCCCCAUAGUUUGCUCUUGAUUUCUUGUUGAGGGACAUGUUAUAAACAAUCGUCAAAGUUUGAAACACAGUUUUUUGAUGAUUAUUGCUUCCGGUUACAUUGUAGAGGAAAAAGUUGUCAUUGAAAGUUGUAGAGUUUGAAAGUAGCUUUCAAAUAGCGGGUCUUAAAUUAGAAAAAGGUAAAUUUGUUUAGUUACAAAUAAACUUAUACCAUUAAAAAUAGCACUUUUUUAAUUCUUUAAUAACUUUGCUAAUAAUUAUUGAAUUUUUUCAUAACUUAUCAGGAAUAUUGUCCCUAAAAGGCUCAAUAAAUUAAGAAAAUCUCACAGUUUUUUAUCUAGAGAGUUAAAAAUUGUCAUACUUUUGUAUUUUCACAUGUAGAUUACAGGAAAAAUAUAGCAAAAAUGAUUAGAAUUGAUCUUCAUGUGGUUUACAGCGGAAAACUAAAAUCUCUUUUUAAUUUAUUAUUGAUAAUAAUUUUACUCAUGCUAGUUCUAACAAUUCUUAAUCUAGUAUAUUUUUAUAUUUAGGAACUCUCGGCUUUUAGUAUGAGUUCAACUCGCACUUGUCCGUUUUUUUAAAUUGCGUUUUAACGUUUAAAAAUAAUGCCGAACUUGAAGUAUUGUGUCAAUGUUUUCAGACGGAUAGUGCAUUUGAAGGGUGCGUUGUAACAAAGAUGUAUCCGCCAAAAUGACACUUUAAUGGUACGGUCACAGCUCGGCUGCCUGCCUGCCUGCAGGUCGUCAUGGCAAUACAUAAGAGUAAGAGAGUCAGACAAUUUAAAUUAUUCGUCUCCUCUCUCUUACUCUCGUGGCGGCUGCCUGCGCAGGCAGGCAGGCAGCCGAGGUGUGACCGUGCCAUCACUUUUAGAGCUAAAUAUCAAUAAUUAAUAUCAGUUUAUUGAUAAUCAAAAAUUGUUUGUAAUUAUCAUACAGUUUAACUAAGUAAAAAUUUCUUACUGUUUUAUUAAAUUAGGUUAAACCUUAUAUUGUACAGAAAAGGAUUUAUAACGUCUUUGAUGCGAAUCUAACCUACAAAAAAUUGUCUUUUAACGCUUUGUUACAGCGCACCCUUCAUUUGCAUUCGUCUCUUGCACUGAAUCAAAAAUCUGAAAAUUAGGUUCGCUUGACGCUUCUUCCCAUCCUCUCAUUUGGUGAGGUCAUCCAUAGUUUUAUUAGCAGGGUUCUGAUUCUAAGUUUCCUUAAACUCCUUUAAUCGAUCUUCCAAUUUUUUGUAAAAAAUAAUUCAUUCCACUUUUUUGAGAUUAAUUCUGGAAAUACAAGUUACAAUUAAGAGUAUUAAAAUGGGUAAGAAUACCUGAACUGGACUAAUAAAACGACGCAAAAAAAUUAAUUGUUUAUAACUUUUAAACGAGGGGUUUCUCACUCAUGAAAUAACGUAAAGUUUUGGCUCAGAUCUUGUCAUACUCUGUAUCAACAAAACUACAAUUAUGUUAUAUUUCGUGAAAGUCUGUCAAAGUCUGUCACUGAACGCGUGCGCAAGGGAUUAGGUAAAACGCUCAACUUUGCAUGAUUUCGUAAAAAUCUGUCAAGCAAUGUUUAAAUGAAUCCAACGUUUUUCUAGUGUGUUGUAAUUAAAACUUUCACAUAAGGAGAGAUUAUCACAACCAUUGGGGGGUAGACUUUAUCAUCUACCCCUGAUAAGUCAUGUGAUUCAGGGCCGAAAAAUUUAAAUAUUUAAAAAAAUAAGUUUGAAGAUUAUCAUUUGUUUGUGCUGAAAUAUUUUAUGGCAUUGUGUCAGACUAAUAACCACAAAAAUGAGCAAAAAGUUAAAAAUUUGUGAUAAAUUGAAUAUUAUUAAGGUAUUAGAAAAAGGUGUAGCCGACUCUACAAUAUCUGACAUAAAAAAAUAAAGAACAAAUUAAAGAAUAUUCUGUUGAGAUUAUAAAUACGGAUGGCUCAUUACAAAAAUAUACAAAAAAUAAUAUUGAAAGUAUGAGGAAAGAGAAAAAGCAAUUUUUGCAUGGUUGCACCAGAAACGUUUAUAUAUUAUUAUAUAAAUAUUAAUAUACUAAAUAGUAAAUAUGUAUUUCCAACUAUUGGUAAUAUUUAAAUUUUUUACAGUUUAUUAUUCUUUAUUAUUUUAAAUUUAACAAAUGAAUGACCUAGAAAAACUUUUUUUUUAUAAUCACGGCCCUGAAGUCUCCGCCCAAGUAGGAGGAGAUUUCAGAUAAUAGACGUCCUACUGUAAUAAGAAUCUAUUUUAUAAUAGUCACAACGAAGUAUCAGUAUAGAAUUACUAAUAACUUAACAAUGAUUAUGAUGUUACCAACAUUAUCUGACUUAUCAAAAUUUAAAUUAUUUCGUCGCGCACCCGAUGAUGGAAAAUGUGAAAUUUUAUUUAUUCUUGUUCCUGGUUUGUUUGGAAAUGAACUCUAUCGAGAAAAGAACACCAAAGCUAAUAAAUUGAUUAGAGUAUAUCCACCGCCAUAUAGUUUAGUUCUUCGUCACAAGUUAAAUUCCUUAACUGGGCGAAUACAUGGAUCUCAAUCUCAAUGGGAACAAGUAAUAGAACAGCAUUUACUUAAUCCGAAGAAUAAACUCUUUCCUGGAAAAUCGAUUAAAUCUUACUUUGGACACUAUAUUUAUCAGCCUCUGUAUGAUUUAAUUUUAGGUGAUAUUGGAAAGCAUAGACGAGUUCAUUUAAUGGAAUUUACAUACGAUUGGCGCAAACCGCUUAUUCAGGACAUUCACUAGGUGGGUAUAUUGUGCGUUUAUUAGUAGAAUCAUCGGAUUUUUCUAGUUUUGACGGUAUUGAACGCAUAACAAAAUGUAUUUAUGCAUCAACCCCACUCUUUGGCCAACAACGACUUUUUCAAUUAUUUGAAAAAAUAUACGAGCUGCAAAAGACAAAUUUUACAUCAACCUUGUCGCUGCAAGAAAAAGUUUUCUGUGAUACCGUAAUUGAUGAAAUACGGGUACAAAAGUUGCGUCAACAACUACACGAUAUGUUAAGUGAGAAUGUGUUUUUUGACAAAUCCAAAUUAAUUGACUUUCUUUGCAACUUUAAACAAUCAUUAGCCUUAUUGAUUCGCCACGAAGAAAUGAAAAACGUAUCACUGGAGUGGAUGUGCAAUGUAUUGGAAAUAGAUAUAAACUAUGCAUUUUUUGUAUAUAGAACAACAGAAUCAUUAUCGACAUUAGAAAAGAAAUGUGACUCAAUCCUGUACGUAUGCUGUUACAAUAUAAAUAAUGAUCUUCUGCACAAUCAAUUAGGCCCAAACUAUAUCAAUGAUAAGUGUUUUUUAUAUACAGUGCACGAAAUAGAACAAAUGAACAAGUGUCGAAAUUUCAUCCAAAUACGAGAUACUUCUAAGCAACUUGAUAACACUAACAUUUUUUGUAGUUCAUAUGUAUUACAUCAUUUAAAAGCAAUAUUGCUUGACCAAUAAAUAAUAUUACAUUUCUUUACAGUGUGC
Leptopilina heterotoma is the source of this 3763-nucleotide messenger RNA. RefSeq lists its product as uncharacterized. The transcript has 2 exons. NCBI's taxonomy places the organism in Eukaryota, Metazoa, Arthropoda, Insecta, Hymenoptera, Figitidae. The record is from RefSeq and is a predicted model, not a curated record. The coding region runs from base 2598 to 3041 and encodes 147 amino acids.